UACGAUGCUAGCUAAAUCUAGUUAGCUGGAAUCUAGUCUAUUAUUAUUACAAGAAAAUUAUUUUAUACCGUUUUACUGGAUAAAGGGAAUAAAAUUUCAGGAUAGCAGGCAUGUCCAUGUCCCACUUGUAUGGACGUAGAGGUGAUGAAGAGGAGGACGGGGUGGAGAUAGAGAGCUUUGAGGUGACAGAUUGGGACCUGGCCAAUGAGUUCAACCCAGACCGUCGCAGACACAGACAGACCAAGGAACAGGCCACUUAUGGCAUCUGGGCUGAGAGAGACUCAGACGAUGAUGAGAGGCCCAGUUUCGGAGGAAAAAAGUCCAAGGACUAUACUGCUCCAGUGAACUUUAUCAGUGCAGGUCUGCGUAAGACUGCAGCAGAUGAGAAACAGCAGCAGAAAGGUGAAGGAGGGUCUGAUGAUGACUCUGAUGAUGAAACUUCGGCCGCCCCUCCCCCUCAUCGCGCACCCAAGAAACUCCAGACAGGUGGAAAUUUCCGUGUGAGCCAGCCCCAGAGGUUUGCAGCUGGCAUCAGGGCAGGGCAGGACAUAGGUAGCUGGGAGAAGCACACAAAGGGGAUUGGACAGAAACUGCUGCAGAAGAUGGGCUACCAACCAGGCAAAGGCCUUGGCAAGAACGCUCAAGGAAUUAUAAACCCCAUUGAGGCAAAGGUUCGCAAGGGCAAGGGGGCAGUGGGUGCAUAUGGCAAUGAGAGAACCCCACAGAGUCUUCAGGACUUUCCCAUAGUUGACUCAGAAGAGGAAGAGGAAAAGGAGUUCCAGAAUGAGCUAGGCCAGUGGCGUAAGGAUCCUGGCGGUCCCGCAGCGAAGAAGAAGCCCAAGUAUUCCUACAGAACAGUAGAGGAGCUGAAGGCUAAAGGCAAGCUGGCAGGACGGACUACACAAACCCCAGCUGGAGAGCUGGCCCAGGUUAAGGUGAUAGAUAUGACUGGGAAGGAACAGAAGGUGUAUUACAGUUACAGUCAGAUGACCAACAAGCACAGUGUUCCGGAUGAAGCACCGCCAAGCAUGUCUACGCGAGAUCAGAAGGCAUCUGGUUUUGCGCUCCCUGAACUGGAACACAACCUACAGUUACUGAUUGACUUAACAGAACAGGACAUAUUGCAGUCUGCCAGGCGUUUGCAGCAUGAGAGAGACGUAGUUGUAUCUCUGAGCCAUGAGUGUUCUGCCCUGCAAACCAGACUGGCAGCAGAGGAGGACACCAUCCAGAGAAUGGAGUCUGUACUUGAACUGGUGGAUCGCUUUCAGUCGGGGGAGACUGCACCUGGGGAGGGACCAAGCCUGCAGGAGUGUGCUCGGAUCUUUGAGACCUUACAGUCAGACUACUAUGAAGAAUAUAAGACUAUGGUUUUGGGAGACCUGGCUGUAGCUGUGGUUCAUCCUUUGCUCAAAGAGAAACUACGUACAUGGGAUCCUCUGAAGGAUAGUUCUUAUGGUCUGGAAGAGGUUGGUCAGUGGAGAGCGAUCCUUGAAUCUCGGCAACUCCACUCUAGUGCCCCAGAGGCAAAUAUGGAUCCUUACCACAGACUACUAUGGGAAGUGUGGAUCCCAGUGAUGCGGUCUUGUGUGUCAAGUUGGCAGCCUCGUAUGGUUGGGCCCAUGGUGGACUGUGUAGAAGUCUGGGCCCCACUGAUUCCCCUGUGGAUACUGGAUCAUCUGCUAGAGCAGCUCAUCUUACCUCGCCUACAGCGAGAGGUGGAUACCUGGAACCCUUUAACGGACACAGUGCCCAUCCAUUCCUGGCUUCAUCCUUGGCUCCCUCUUCUCCAAUCACGCCUAGAACCUCUUUAUCCACCCAUCCGAAGCAAACUUGCCAAUGCCCUACAGAGAUGGCAUCCAAGCGAUGGAUCUGCCCGCCUCAUUCUACAGCCAUGGAAAGAUGUUUUUUCCCCAGGAGCCUGGGAGGCUUUCAUGGUUAAAAAUAUUAUCCCAAAACUAGCUCUUUGUCUGGGGGAACUGGUUAUCAAUCCUCACCAGCAACAGAUGGAGCCCUUCCACUGGGUGAUGGACUGGGAGGGCAUGCUGUCCCCAUCUAGCCUCAUUUCCCUGCUGGACAAAAAUUUCUUUCCCAAGUGGUUGCAGGUCCUGUGUUCAUGGCUGAGCAACAGUCCCAACUAUGAAGAAAUUACAAAGUGGUACCUAGGUUGGAAGACCAUGUUCAGUGAUAUACUGUUAGCCCAACCACUCAUCAAGGACAAAUUCAACGAGGCACUGGACAUUAUGAACCGUGCAGUAUCUUCAGGCAUGGCUGGCUAUAUGCAGCCGGGUGCAAGGGAGAAUAUUGCAUAUCUCACACAGACGGAGAGACGAAAGGACUUCCAGUAUGAAGCACUGCAGGAGCGCAGGGAUGCUGAGAAUGUAGCACAGAGGGGCAUCAGUGCUGGCUUGCCCACCAACUUCAAAGACCUGAUCCAGACCAAGGCAGAGGAGAACAACAUUGUUUUCAUGCCUCUGGUGGCCAAACGCCAUGAGGGCAAACAGCUUUACACAUUUGGACGCAUUGUCAUCUACAUAGACAGAGGGGUAGUUUUUGUACAAGGAGAGAAAACCUGGGUCCCCACAUCCUUACAGAGUUUGAUAGAUAUGGCCAAGUGAGGAUAGAUUAAGAGAUAGGCAUGUCUUCUGUACAUGUGUGCCAAGGGUAAAAAUAGAGAUGAGUAGGAGAUUAGUGUGCAGUUUUGUAGGAAAUCGGUAACCUUCAACCAUUGUCAUAUUUGUCUUUUUAAUUGUAUGAAAUGUAACAAACUGCAAUUAAAAAAAUUUU
Molecule: messenger RNA, 2784 nt
Organism: Lampris incognitus (smalleye Pacific opah)
Lineage: Eukaryota; Metazoa; Chordata; Actinopteri; Lampriformes; Lampridae
Gene: tfip11
Product: tuftelin interacting protein 11
Exons: 15
Coding region: 111-2615 (834 amino acids)
Biological process (GO): spliceosomal complex disassembly
Cellular component (GO): U2-type post-mRNA release spliceosomal complex
Molecular function (GO): nucleic acid binding
Source: RefSeq, a predicted model, not a curated record